AUGGAGGAUCAAUCAAAUAGGCCGCAUCGGCCCUCGAAGGAGAAGAAGAAGAAGAAGCAUACUGGAGACCGCAAUCCAAAGGCCUUCAGCUUCGCAAACCCAGGACGAUUAGCAAAGUCUGCAGCUCGGUCACAUGAUAUCAAAGAAAAACGGCUGCAUGUCCCCCAAGUCGAUCGAAUACCUGAAGAACCCCCUCCACGACUCGUCACAAUCGUUGGACCUCCCGGUGUUGGAAAGACAACCCUCCUCAAAUCCCUCGUCAAGCGAUACGCCAAAGAGACCCUCUCAGAUCCCCAAGGACCCAUCACUGUGGUGACUUCGAAGCGGCAACGGUUAACAUUCGUAGAAUGCCCCAACGAACUCGAAGCAAUGGUGGACAUGUCGAAGGUGGCAGACAUUGUGCUCCUGAUGAUUGACGGAAACUUUGGCUUCGAAAUGGAAACAAUGGAGUUCUUGAAUAUUUUGGCAGCGAGUGGGAUGCCCGGAAACGUCUUCGGAAUCCUCACACAUCUGGACCUCUUCAAAAAACCACAAACAUUGAAAGAUGCGAAGAAGAGGCUGAAGAACAGGUUCUGGAGCGAGUUGUACCAGGGAGCACAUUUAUUCUACCUAUCCGGAGUCAUCAACGGGCGAUAUCCGGACCGCGAAAUCCACAACCUUUCUAGAUUUAUUUCCGUCAUGAAGAACCCCCGACCUUUGAUCUGGCGAAAUGCACACCCCUAUACAGUUAUCGAUAGUUUUCGAGAUAUUACACAUCCUACGAAGAUCGAGAACGACUCGAAAUGCGAUCGAACUGUUGUAUUAUCAGGAUAUCUGCGGGGAACAAAUUUUGCUGCACAAGGUCAACGAGUACACAUUCCAGGACUGGGAGACUUUUCGAUUUCUGCCAUGGAAGAAUUACCAGAUCCAUGCCCAACGCCAUACAUGGACCAAGCAAUUGCAAAGGCUACGGGAAAAACUGGGAGGAGGCGUUUGGACGAGAAAGAGAAGAAACUUCAUGCACCCAUGUCGGAUAAAAGUGGGUUGAAGAUUGAUGGAGACACGAUUUGGAUUACCCGGGAAAAGGGAUUCAACUUCGACAAGGACGCAGAUGGUGAAGAGCGGGGCGAGGGAGAGGAGUUGAUUGUGAAUCUUCAGAACGAAAGAAGGCUUCUUGGAGAGACGAAUGAGGGUGUACGAUUAUUCAGCGAUGGAACCGCAAUCACUAAGGUUGCAGAGGAGGAAAGCACUGGUCGGAAACACCAACGUUCUGCGAGAUUUCUCGAACGAGAAGAUGAUUCGGAAGAGGAGGUGGGUGUGGAUGAUGAGGGCUUCGUUAGUGGUGACGAGCUCGACCCAGAGGACGAUGUUGAGAUUACAGAAGAGAAGUUGGGGAAAGCUUUCCGGAAAGCGGAUGAUAAAGUCGAUGGCGAUAUUGCAUUUGCAGAUAGCGAUUCGGAUCUUGGGUCUAUCUCUGGUGACGAAAUGGAUGAAGACGAAUCCCCGGACGAGGAAGGCGGUGCCGCUCGAUGGAAAGAAAAUAUGCUGGAAACAGCACAGAAGUUGCAUGGAAAGAAGAGAUCAUUUCGAACCUCUGAUCUGGCGAAGCUUAUGUACGAUGAGUCUCUCACUGCCGCCGAGGUCUUGAAAAGAUGGCGUGGGGACGUCGGGGAAGAUGAGGAAGAGGACGAGGUUGAAGAGUCCGAUGACGAGACGUUCUUCAAGAAGUCCGGGCGUGAACAGGGCGACGAGAAAGUCGAAGAUCGUGCCAUCCCUAUUCUGGACUACGAUGCCCUGGAAGAAAAAUGGACUGUCGAGGACAAUGUUGAAGCUUUGCGUCAACGAUUCGCCACGGCUGAUCUCCUGCGAGAGAAGAACACAGAUCCAAGUGGCAGUGACGGCAGUGAGAAUGAGGAUUCAAACGAUGAAGGUGAUGGAGAAUUUCAGGACCUCGAGGCUGAGGAAGACCACAAAGAGGACGACAUCGAAGCCGAGCGAGAGAAGAACGCGCGGCGGAAAGAAGAGCUCAAGCUGCGAUUCGAAGAAGAAGACCGAGAAGGUUUCAACAACGACAAAGCCAAAGCACGCCGUGGAGGGGCAGAAGAUGAGGAGUUUGGGGAAGACGACUGGUACGAUGCGCAGAAGGCACAAAUCCAGACGCAGCUCAAUAUCAAUAAGGCAGAAUUCGAACUCCUGGAUGAUAGUCAACGUGUUAAUGUUGAAGGCUUCAGAGCUGGUAUGUACGCGAAGAUUGUGAUUGAGGGUGUGGCCUCCGAGUUUGUCACGAAAUUCAACCCACGUAUGCCGAUCAUUAUUGGAGGAUUGUCAGCUACGGAAGAUCGAUUUGGUUUCGUACAAGUCAGGAUCAAGCGACACCGAUGGCACAAAAAGAUUCUCAAGACCAACGAUCCUCUCAUCUUUUCACUUGGCUGGCGGAGAUUCCAAACCUUGCCCGUUUACAGCAUAUCGGACUCUCGGGUUCGCAAUCGAAUGCUCAAGUACACGCCCGAGCAUAUGCAUUGUUUUGCGACAUUCUUCGGGCCCCUCAUUGCACCCAACACUGGCUUCUCAUGCUACCAAUCCUUCUCCUCCAAGAACCCCGGCUUCCGAAUUGCUGCUACUGGAACAGUAUUGAACGUCGACGAAGCCACCGAGAUCGUCAAGAAGCUCAAGCUUACCGGAACGCCCUACAAAAUCUUCAAAAAUACAGCCUUCAUCAAAGACAUGUUCACCACUGCGGUAGAAAUCGCCAAGUUUGAAGGCGCCUCUAUCAAAACUGUCUCCGGCGUCCGUGGCCAGAUCAAGAAAGCGCUCAGCAAACCAGAAGGCCAUUUCCGCGCCACAUUCGAAGACAAGAUCCUAAUGAGCGACAUUGUCUUCCUUCGAGCAUGGUACCCCGUCCGCCCCCAUCGCUUCUACAACCCAGUCACGAACCUCGUUGGUUGGGAAGGGAUGCGAUUGACUGGCGAAGUCCGCCGCGACGAAGGGCUUCCAACUCCGCAGCAGAAAAACAGCCAAUACAAGCCCGUCGAGCGAGUAACGAGAGUUUUCAAUCCUCUUCGUGUUCCUCGUGCUUUAGCGGCUGAGCUUCCUUACAAGAGUCAAAUCGUGCAGACGAAACCGCAGUCCAAGCAGACGUACAUGCAGAAACGAGCCGUGGUUGUCGGAGGGGAGGAGAAAAAGGCAAGAGAUCUGAUGCAGAAGAUCAUGACUCUGAGGAACGAGAAGGUUGCGAAGCGUAGAGUGGCGAAGGAAGAGAAACGAAAGGAAUAUAGGAAGAAAGUUGAGGAGAAUGCAGAGAAGAGGGAAGAGCGGGAGAAGAAGGAGAAGCAGGAUUACUGGAGGAAGGAGGGGAAGAAGAGGAGGGCAGAUACAGAUGGCGGUGGGGGUGGGAAAAGAAAAAGGUAG
Molecule: messenger RNA, 3387 nt
Organism: Hyaloscypha bicolor E
Lineage: Eukaryota; Fungi; Ascomycota; Leotiomycetes; Helotiales; Hyaloscyphaceae
Product: DUF663-domain-containing protein
Exons: 3
Coding region: 1-3387 (1128 amino acids)
Biological process (GO): endonucleolytic cleavage of tricistronic rRNA transcript (SSU-rRNA, 5.8S rRNA, LSU-rRNA); ribosome biogenesis; maturation of SSU-rRNA from tricistronic rRNA transcript (SSU-rRNA, 5.8S rRNA, LSU-rRNA)
Cellular component (GO): 90S preribosome; nucleus
Molecular function (GO): GTP binding; GTPase activity; U3 snoRNA binding
Source: RefSeq, a predicted model, not a curated record